AUGCUCUCCGCCUCGCACCCAUAUCCUGCAAACACUACGCGAACACAUAGCUCAGCGAUAUUCAGCAGAUCACACACUCUGUCUACAGAACGUACCUCUUCUAGCUCGGCCAGCCAGCACACUCCUCUCCCUCCGACGUCCAACGUCCUGUUCCCCCAGCGACCCAGGGGCUCUACACUCCCAUCAUAUUCUUCUGGAUCCAGCUCAGUGGUAUAUACCUCCAUUGCACCAGAGCGACCCACAGACGACUACGAGGAACCACCACCGUCGCGUAAAGAACGCGCAUUCACCCUCGGGAGUCGGAGCUCACAGUUUCAGCACCAAAAUUAUACUGGAGGUGACCACGAUGACCGUGCCAAGGUAGCACUCCCUCCUAUUCGCGUUAGCGACCAUGAGGGGGAUGCCCAUGACCACGACGAGAGGAGCAAGAUUCAGGAUGACCCGUCCGUCAAUAAUAGGACCUACAACUUUGGAAAUAAUGUACCCAGGCUACCGCCAAUCAGGACCAUGCUGGAAACACGAAUGCUUCCCACUCCAGACCAUAUGCGCUCGGGUGAUUCGAGAACGCCGCCUCCACGGUCGCCAACUUCGCCUCAGCAGCGUGCAAGAGAUUACCACUCGCGUGGGUCCGUCAUUUCGUCCUCUUGGAACGGCUACAAUAUCGGAGCAGGUAAUGUUGGAAACUUUCACCACCCUUCGCCCUCUCCAGAUGACAGCUCUCAUGCUUAUCGCCAGGCAAGUCACAACGGGGGUGGGGAAAUGCAGACGCCCAUGUCGUCCUCUUCUUCAGUCUCUUCUUCACUAUCCAGCCAGCCAGUCUCCCUUCCCCCUUCUUCCCCGCAACGCAAUUCUAAAUACCGGGGGUCACUCGCAUCUGCCGGUGCUUCCAUCCUCUCGCUGACGGCACCAUUUCGCCAUAAAAAGCAUCAAGUUCCCGGGGCUGCAUCUCCUCCAGUGCACCAAUAUGAGCCUUCGCCUCGAGGCUCCUUUGACGACUCGGAAUAUUCGAGCACCACACGCUCAACCCCUCGACACGUUUCCGAAGAAUUGUCAAGUUCAAUUGGAAGAGGCUCCUUUGGUGCUCAACCGAUCCCUUCGGGCGUUCAUCAGUCUUUGGCAAGCUCCCAAGGUAACAUGUCAAACUCUGUCGGAAGCUUUCCAGUCACGAGUGAGAGUGACGGGGGAGGCUCUAUGUCUCUCAGCAUCCGUUCCAGGGUUGGAGAGACCGCGGGAGGGAAGAAACGCCGAUCGCGGGCAACGCAGGAACAGCUAGAAAUCUUGAAUGGCGUGUAUCAAAGGACGCCUUUUCCCACGACGGUCGAGCGAUCCGACCUUGCCCUACGCCUCGGCAUGACACCGCGGAGCGUGCAAAUCUGGUUCCAGAACAAGCGCCAAGGAGCAAAGCACAACGAGACUCGGAAGAGAGAGCACCCAACGCCUCUUUCGGCCAUCCCGCAAGGAUCUCCGCCCAUUCCGAAUCUUGUUCCUCUCUCUAUGACUGGGCCCUCACUCCCAUUGGCCGCAGGUGAACCAUACCGAUCAUCCCCGAGUCCUCUGCCACCCAUGAUGGAUUUAGAGCCGCCGCGAGUGCAGCUACCGACACAUCGAAGUAUCUCGCAUGGAUCAUCGUUGACCCCGAAUAGCGUGGACACCCUUGAGGGUCGUUCGAGAAGACGCGGCAUGUCUGUCAACGACUUGCUCAGUCAAGAACGACAUCCGCAUCUCAGCCCCAGUCAGGCUCGAAACGGCGCUGGAUACGAAGCAAAUCACGACGAUAAGAUGGAGAUUUAG
Molecule: messenger RNA, 1791 nt
Organism: Serendipita indica DSM 11827
Lineage: Eukaryota; Fungi; Basidiomycota; Agaricomycetes; Sebacinales; Serendipitaceae
Source: the annotation of a GenBank genome assembly